This is a messenger RNA of Arctia plantaginis, 372 nucleotides long. The record is from the annotation of a GenBank genome assembly. Lineage: Eukaryota; Metazoa; Arthropoda; Insecta; Lepidoptera; Erebidae.
AUGAAGUUCAAGCCAGAAGAUAACGCAUCAACAUCACAAUCACCUCAAAGGUUGACUGUUUCCACAUCACCGGCAGCAGCAACCGUAUCACUCUCUUUAAGCGCACAACAGGCUAACAGCCCACAAAGUUGUCACGAAAAUACGAGUGUGUCUUCGUCCGUUCAUCCUACUUCUCCGGAUCACGAUGAUAUAAAUGUUGCUUUAGCUAGGGCAAUAUAUGCUAGUGGUGUGCCAUUGUCUCUGCUUGAAUCAGAACACUGGAAACAUGUAUUUCACCUAUUCGACCCGACAUAUGAAAUGCCGACGAGACACGCCUUGAGCAAUACUUUUAGAUGCCGAAUACUCAAGAAUAAAAGAAGAUAUUACUGUUAA